AUUGACGUCUUACAACUUUUAGUGUGGCCGAGGAAAUUAGCUUUGUGCGCAACAUUGUACCAAAUUUUUUUUUGGAAGAGUUAAAGAUAUGCGUUGAUGCCAGCGAUGUUUUUACUGACUCUGAAAUACAAGACAGAGGCGUAAGCCCCACAAAUUAACCUGUCCCUCAUUUUAAACCUCCUGACCAAUCUCUUAACAGCCAUAGUAAACAACCAGGACCCCAAAACCCUGAUACAAACAGCAAUACAAUCAUUCUUAACCAUACUAUCCCCCCAAAAUGGAUAACUUAAAAAUUCUAUUUUGGAACUCAAACGGCAUUAACCACAAACUUGACGAACUGCGCUCUUUAGCACUAAAACUGAAAACCGACAUAAUCCUACUUAACGAAACCCACCUAAAACCCUCUGCCAGACUUCACAUUCCUAACUUUUUUACGUACAGGAACGACCUGCCGCCCGUGCGGGGCUCGCCCGCCCACGGAGGCACGGCCGUUCUCGUCAACCGACGUAUCGUCCACCAACCAGUUACCCUAAACACAACCAUCCAAACCUCUUCCAUCCUCGUACAACUCAACGGCCACGAAGUACUUAUUUCAGCCGUAUACAAACCACCCGGAACCCUCCCAGAUAGCAAUUGUGUAAUGAUAAUAAUAUAAUAUUAUUAUUUUUACAGUACACAAAUAUUGUUAUAAAAAUAAUAUUAUUAUAAUAACAUAAUUAUCCAAUUAACAUAAUAUUUUUUCAGUCAUUUAAUAAUAAUAUUAUUUUAAUAUUUUUUUUAUACGGUAAUAAAAAUAUUAUUUUAUAGAAAUUAUAAUAAAAUUAUUAUAAUAUAAUUAUUAUAAUAUUUUUAGUAAAAUUAGUUAAUAAUAAUAUUUUAAUGUUUUCAACAUACAGUAUUAUUAAUAUUAUUUUAAAAUAUUAUAAUAUUGAAAUUAUAAUAUUAUUAUGAUUAUGUGUAAUUCACUGGUUCUAUAAUAUUAUAUAUAUAUAUAUAUAGAUAGCCAUAUAAUAAUGCUAUACACAAAGGUGAAAGAGUAUAAUAGGUACCUAUAUGUACAUUAAUUUUCCUCGCACCUCUUGCCCAGUUUAGUAUACAUAUUUUGUAUGUUCACAGUAUGUUUUAUUUUCACCGCGGUAAUUUCACUACGUUCAAGGGAAGAUAUCCCGCUCGAACACACUGCAGAUUUUACCGUAAUACAAAUCACGGGGAGAUUUCACACUCGUUGUCCACCUAUUUGCCACCCACACAAAAAUAUUUACCGUAUAGCAUUUUACAGGGAGAUUUCGCAUUUUUUGUCCACGAAUUCUCCACUUAAACAAAAUAUUUACCGUAUUUUAAAAUUACAGGGAGUUUGCACACUCAAAAUAUAUUACCAUGAUCAUCAUCUAAAUAAAUUAUUUACAAACUAACAACAAUAUUGAUAAUGAGUUAAGUAUAUUAUUAUUAUGCUAGUCCUAACUCCUAGGUAGGUAUUAUAGUAAUUAGUAAAUAGUAGGUAGUAUAUUAAAAUGUAUACAUUAUAAUAUUAUACUGUGGAACUGUGUUUGAAUACAAAGGGGUGGAGUACCUCUUCUUUUUUAAAAAUAUUUUUGUAUUUUUGUAGUUCAUAUUAUUAUGUAGUAUAUUUGCCAUGAUAUUUGUGUUGAGGUCUUACGAUUAUAUAUAUAUAUUUUUACACCCACCCAGUUCAGACAUGAAGCAAUUACUUAAAAUAAUCAUAUAUCCCGCCGCCACAGGUUUACUAUACUCCGUUCACUUUAAGAAUAUACCACUUGGUCGACCAAAACUCAUCUUGUUCGUGCCCAUAAAACGGACACUACAGCGAGCGUUAAUGUCGGCCGCCACGGAACUGCAUCUGUAUACGUAGGUAGUGAGUUGUAUUAUCAGUUAUCACACUAUUAAUCGUUUGAUUCCACUCGCGGCGUAUACGUUUACUCUUGCGAUUAUCACACAUGUAUUUUAUUUACAUACAAUAAUAUUCCUUUGCUAAUUAUUACCUUUUUUGUUUGUACAUUUUGUUAUUGUUUAACAAUCGCCAAAGCUGCGAUGUUUGUAUGAUUCUCUGAUCAACGACGGUUUCCGAUGUCUAUCAGCCAAUCACAGAACGCAAAGCGAUUAUCGGCAGCUCAGUCUUUGGGCACGAAAGCGGUAUAUAUUCUAACCAUAGACGCGUAUUAAUAAAUGGACUGCGCUUUCCUCACCCCCCCAUCUAUCCGAAUCUGAAAUGUAAAUUGUGUGAGUGAGAUAGAAACUGUUGGGGGCAUAGACCUAUAAUAGUUUAAUGGACAGCGCAUUCCACUCCACCCUGCCAUCAAUGCACGGGAAUCAUAUAGAGAAAGAAAGAAUAAAGAACGAAGAGAUUAAAGAGAGAAAGAACAUAAAGAGGGUAAUCAUUAACAUAAUAUGAAACUAAUACUAUAUUUCCCCCACGUUCUCUUUUCUCUUUUACUCUAUAUCGUACCCCUGACUUCUCUCUGAGCGCAGUCCAUUUAUUUAUAUGUCUAUGAUUCUAACUGUAAACGCAGUUAUAACUUAUAGUGUAUACUUAUUACUUAUUACUUAAGUCUGUAAUCAGUAACCACUAAUCAGCAUUUAUAAUUUAUAAUAUUAUGAUGUUGGCACUUGGCGUACGUGCGAGUUCUUCGCUCGUUUCUCCAACUCGCAAUACGUACCUAUUGUUAUUAUUCUAUAAAUAAAUGGAUUCCCAGUAACGGGCUCAUAAUUCUUACAAUAAAUAUUGUGUGCUUAUAUUUUUUGUGCCGCUGUGUUGUGACUUGUCGCACUUGAUAGUGUUUGCCAUCGCACUAUCCGACUCUCGUAGUCGCAUAUCUCGCGUAUAUUGUUACUUAUAUUAGUCCACGCGUACUGUAAUAACUUUAAGUUUUAACCGUACAAAUUGUUUUCAGCUAUAGUGCUGUACCUAUAUUGUUAUUGUUAUAUUGUUAAAUUGUGUUGUGUUUCAACUUGAUCGAGAUCUAUAAGUUCAAUAAACCAGUAUAAAAUGUGGAUCAUAGUUAGUUUUGACGAUGAAGAUGCUGUAGAAGCUGUUCCUGCUCACUGGAUUAAAAAUAACAUGUGUGCCUGGCCAAAAAAAGAUACAAAAAAACAUAUACAACGUAGGACUAUUCCAAAUAAAUUUGAUUUUAAUUAUUUUAAAUCAAGAAUUUUGAAAAAAGGCAUUGGAACAUUACAUGAAGCUCGAGAAAUGGUUAAAUUGGCAGAGGAGACAAGUGACCUAUCUAAUAUAGAAAACACAAAAAGGAAAAAAAAAACUACAAUCAAAAAUGUAGAACCUCCUCAGUAUAUUGAAAAAUUACAAUUACAUAAAAAUAAACAAAAUGAUGAUUUAGUUUCUAGGGAGGAUUUUGAUAGGUCAAUAACAUUUGAGACUUCACCCAAAAAGCAGAAAACAGUUACAAGUUAUGAUUUUAACCAAAAUUUAGAACAUAACUAUAAAGAGAUCAGUACAAUAGAGAAUUGUAAGACACAAUCAUUAAAAUCCAAACUAAAUAUGAUUGGUUCUAGAUUUUCAAAUGAAGGUCAUACUAAUCAUCAGAUGUCAGAUUGCUCUCCUUCAAAAGUAAAAAGAACUCUUUUUAAACCAAUAAGUACAUCAAUUCAAGAGAAUAAGUCUUCAUCAACAACUCCAGAAAGUAAUCAUGAAAUAUCAUCCAUCGUAUAUACAUCAUCUUCUCCAUUUAAGGUCAUAUCACAAGACAACUAUCAAUCAUUAAUUCCUGAUGUUCAUGAAGAAAUAGUGUUAUCAGAUUAUAAUACCAAACAGUUAUCAAAUCUUAGCCAUAGACCAUCCACAUCAACUAAACACAAUUGUAAUGAUGAUUUAAAAAUCAAAAACAUGAUGCCUAAGCCAUAUUCAUCUACAAAAUUCAAUAAUUAUAUUAUUAAAGAUCACAAAAGGAUGAAUGAAGUUUCACCGCAGAGUAAUUUAGCCAUCACACCAAGAGGCACCAAUUCAUCUGACCAACAUUCUGAUAUUUUGAACAGGAUCUUAAAUGUGGUAUUAAAGAUUAGGUAUGAUGUACAGUCCAUUCAACAGAAGCAGAUGGAAAUGGAACAGGCUCUAACAGUUGCAAUAAAUCAAGUAAAUGAAACCAAAGGCUCCACUCACCAAAAUAUAUCAACAGAAGCAGAAGAUUUUUAUUUAAUGAUUCCCAUAAUGGACGAAGAACAAUUAUUUAUAUUUGAAGAAAAACUUUUGGAAAAGUCUUAUAAAUUAUGUGUUGUAAAUGAGCUCAAACGUCUUCAAAAAAAAGAACUUAAUUCUACGGUAAGAGGCUUACUAAAAGCACUUUUCAACGAUGAUGUCUUAAAAGAAUAUAGUUAUGUUGGGCAAAAAAAAAAGAAAAUUUUCUGUUCAUUAAGAUCAUGUGCAAUAGUUUUUGAAACGAUUAGAAAAAUGAAAAACUUCCAAAGUUCAACUAACGCAACUAUUGAAGACCCAAUUAAAAAAUACAUAGCUGGUGCUGGUUUUAGAAAAUCUUCUAAAAAUAUAGAUUAACCAAAAAUUUUAAAUUUCAAUUAUUCUAUUAAAACAAACAUUUUAAAGAUAUAAAAUACCUGUUUAUUAAGUUCAUAUUUGUAUUGUAAUAUUACAAAAGUUUGUUAUUUUUAUUUUAUGAUACUAUAAUAAUAUUAUAUAUGCCUAUAAAUAUUAUUUUACAAGCUAUUCAUUAUAUUUUCCUUAUUUUAAAUAAAAAUUAGAAAUAUUUUAUUUUUUUGUUUACUGACUGCAUUUUAAUUUAAAUAUCCAUACAGUCUUGAAUGGUAUAUAUAAUAGCUUUAUGUUAAACUGAAAUGUACAGCAAACUAAGAAUAGAUGCUUUUUUUCUAACUGUUAUUUCAACAGCCUAAGGUAUGUUGGCUUAUGGAAAAACUGUUUACAAAAUUCAUUAAAUGUGUAAGUCAAAGUACAUAGGUAUCAUUUUGUAAGCAAAAAAUAAGAAUUAUAAUAUAUUCAAACUUUUUAGCUGCUGAUAUUGUGUUUAAAAAACGUAAAAAUAAUAUUAUAAAAACCUUCUCACAUUAUUAUUAUAAUGUUCAAAUGAGAACAUAAAACGAUUGAAAAAUUAUUAUUUUGGAAUAUUAUAAUUAUAUAAAUCUUAAAUUGUUUUU
This is a messenger RNA of Metopolophium dirhodum (rose-grain aphid), 5136 nucleotides long. RefSeq lists its product as uncharacterized. The record is from RefSeq and is a predicted model, not a curated record. Bases 3005 to 4522 code for a protein of 505 amino acids. NCBI's taxonomy places the organism in Eukaryota, Metazoa, Arthropoda, Insecta, Hemiptera, Aphididae. The transcript has 11 exons.